This is a messenger RNA of Eruca vesicaria subsp. sativa (arugula), 1179 nucleotides long. The record is from the annotation of a GenBank genome assembly. NCBI's taxonomy places the organism in Eukaryota, Viridiplantae, Streptophyta, Magnoliopsida, Brassicales, Brassicaceae.
GCGGCCAAUUUGAAUUUAGGGUUUAGAACAGAUUCUUUGAGCCUAAUCUCAACACCUUACAGCUUCCUGUCGAGAGAUCUCGAGCUUCACCUAAUCAAUCGUCUCAGUUCAUUUUUUUUCCAAAUUAAGUUUUGAACAGUUUUGCAAAACAUGUUCUGUCUGAGCGAGCUGGAAGAUACAGUAAGAGUGCCACCGCAUCUCCUUAAUGGCCCCCUCGAAGAUGCCAUCAAGGAAGUGCUUCAAAAGCUGUUCUUGGACAAGGUUUUGUCUAUUGGGCUUUGCGUAUCAAUCUACGACAUUAGAUCAGUCAAAGGAGGGUUUGUUUUACCGGGUGAUGGUGCUCCCACCUAUAAGGUACGUUUUAGAAUUGUAGUGUUUCGUCCAUUUGUUGGUGAGGUCAUAGCUGCAAAGUUCAAAGAAUCUGAUUCCAAUGGCUUGCGCUUAACACUUGGAUUCUUUGAAGAUGUUUAUGUUCCUGCUCCACUUAUACCAACACCUAAUCGCUGUGAGCCUGACCCUUAUAAUAGGAAUCAAAUGAGAUGGGUGUGGCAAUAUGAGGGAGAGGAGUUUAUUAUCGACGAUUCAUGUCAGAUUAAGUUUCGAGUUGAGAACAUAAGCUAUCCGCCUGUUCCAAUUGAGCGAGCAGAGGACGCUAAGCCUUUUGCUCCUAUGGUGGUCACUGGGACUAUAGAUGAUGAUGGUUUGGGCCCUGUUUCUUGGUGGGAGGCUUGUGCUCCAAUCAGUGACCAAGAUUGAGAGACCUGAGCAAAACUUCUUCUUUCUCCAAAUUGAAGACAUGUUUUUUUCAAACUACUAUGUUUUUUCACUUGACAUAAGAAGUUGGGAAAGCCUAGGCCUUUUUGUAGUAUAUAUUAAAAAAAGCAAUGAUACAAAUGAGGGAAAAAAAAGUUCGAAUGUAGCAAAGUUUUUUUGAAGCGGUUUGAAUUGAGAAAUUGGUUAAGCUCAGUUUGUUGAAGCGGUUUACUGCAGAGAUUAAAUCGGUGCUUGGUGACGAUUGAAGAAGAAAAAGGGAAAGUGAAGCCUCUGACCGCGACAGAGUCUCUCCUUUCCGUAGGAUAUAAACUCUAGAUAGUUGUCAUGGGAUGUGAGAGAAGAAGCAUUUGAUAGCUUGUAAAAGUUGUUGCUCUGUGUUGUUGAGCUGUAAACAUCAUCUCUGAU